Aptenodytes forsteri (emperor penguin) is the source of this 1188-nucleotide messenger RNA. RefSeq names its product opsin 3 (gene OPN3). NCBI's taxonomy places the organism in Eukaryota, Metazoa, Chordata, Aves, Sphenisciformes, Spheniscidae. Gene Ontology annotation, cellular component: membrane; photoreceptor outer segment. The record is from RefSeq and is a predicted model, not a curated record. Gene Ontology annotation, biological process: visual perception; G protein-coupled receptor signaling pathway. Gene Ontology annotation, molecular function: G protein-coupled receptor activity.
AUGCCCUCGGGGAACAGCACGGGCACGACGAGCUGCCCGGAGCCCACGGCGGCGGAGCAGGAGGUGCCGGGCGAGCGGCCCCUCUUCAGCGCCGGCACCUACGAGCUGCUGGCGCUGCUUGUCGCCACCAUCGGCAUGCUAGGCUUGUGCAACAACUUGCUGGUGCUGGUGCUCUACUACAAGUUCAAGCGGCUCCGCACGCCCACCAACCUCUUCCUCGUAAACAUCAGCCUCAGCGACAUGCUGGUGUCCGUCUUCGGCGUGAGCCUUACCUUCAUGUCCUGCCUGAGGAGCCGCUGGGUGUGGGACGCCGCUGGUUGCGUAAAAAAUGGCUUCAGCACCAGCCUCUUCGGAAUUGUUUCAAUUAUGACUCUCACUGUUCUUGCCUAUGAACGCUACAUUCGAGUAGUCCAUGCAAAAGUGAUUGACUUCUCUUGGUCUUGGCGGGCUAUCACAUACAUCUGGCUCUAUUCAUUAGCCUGGACUGGAGCACCUCUUUUGGGCUGGAACAGAUACACGCUGGAAAUUCAUGGCUUAGGUUGCUCAGUGGACUGGAAGUCGAAAGACCCCAAUGAUACCUCCUUUGUGCUCCUUUUUUUCCUUAGCUGUCUAGUAGCACCUGUUGGGAUCAUGGCCUAUUGCUAUGGCCAUAUUCUAUAUGCAGUAAGAAUGCUUUGCUGUGUGGAAGAUUUCCAGACUGUUCAAAUGAUCAAACUUCUAAAGUAUGAAAAGAAGGUGGCUAAAAUGUGUUUCUUAAUGAUCUCCAUAUUCCUUAUUUGUUGGAUGCCCUAUGCAGUGGUCUCCCUCCUGGUAACAUAUGGCUAUAGCAACCUUGUAACUCCAACAGUAGCUAUCAUCCCAUCUUUCUUUGCCAAGUCAAGCACUGCUUAUAAUCCAGUCAUCUAUAUCUUCAUGAGUAGAAAGUUUCGACGAUGCCUUUUGCAACUCCUGUGCUUUCGCCUAAUGAGAUUCCAGAGGACUGUGAAAGAGACACCAGCAACAGGGAAUGACAAACCAGUACGACCAAUAGUUAUGUCUCAGAAAGCAGGGGACAGGCCAAAGAAGAAAGUGACUUUCAGCUCUUCCUCUGUCAUUUUUAUUAUCACCAGUGAUGACGCUCAGCAAAUAGAUGACAACAGUAAACACAAUGGGACAAAAGUAAAUGUCAUCCAAGUAAAGCCGCUAUAG